AUGCCACGGAAGGGCCAGCACGAUGACGAGGAUGGAGAUGAGGGUGGAGACGAUAUCUUCACCAGUAUCCUCUUCGGAAACAUUAAUGAGGAUGGACAGGCGGACGUGGACUACUUGGACGAGGAUGCUCGCCAAAGCCUCACCAUCCUGCGCAGCAAGCUUGAUAAGGAGGAAGGUGGCCUCACGAAAGGGCUGACAAAGGAAGUGGAGGAGGAUGGCGGCAACGAGGCGGCGGCGGCGGCGACUGUCGUACCUAUCGCCGGCGCGGUCGACUACGAAUGUGAAACGGAUGAGGCAGAAGACUACGACACAUCGGCGGCGGCGGCGAAGGGCGCCGGGGGAAUGGCUCCAGGGUGGGUGCUCAACCGGGUCGCGAUGGAUGCGGAUGCCUGCUCUCCAGCAGCUCCACAGCAUGCCGGCGUUCCGGGCCCGGGCUCGGGGUCCGUAUCCGGGUUCAUGGCGGGGGUGCCCGGGCCCUUAGCACCGGGGCUGCCGUCGGCUCCGUCCUUGCGGCCUGGCGUGGUGGCGAUGACCGCACCGCCGCCGCCGCCAUCGGCAGCAGCAGCACCAGCAGCAGCAGGUCCUGGGGCUGCCGGGGCAGUCGGAGCUACGUCCUUGGUAAUGGCGGCGGGGUCGUCCGUAGGGCCGUUGCCGACCGGGCCAUUGCCAGGGGCGGGGUUCAUGGCGCCGGGGCCUGUGACCGGCUUGGCUGCGGCUAGGCAAGGGCUGGGAGUAACGGCUGCGCCGGGCGGUGCGGUGGCGGAGGCGCAGGAGCCUUCCGUGGCGGCGGCGGCGGUGGACGCUAAGGGCGAUCUGGAGUCGAAGCAGGACGCUCUGGGGUUACAGAUCCUUGCCGUGUUGCCGGGGGGCGAGCGAGUGAUUCGCCACACGGCGCUGGACAUCUCCAGUCUGGAGCGGUACAACAAGGACAUGCGGGUAGGGCUGCAGGCUGAGUUGGAGCUGGCGGAGCAGGCGGCAGCGGCGGCGGCAGCGGCGGCAGCCGGCGGCGACGUUGGGGUCGUCGUCGGCGAGGGGGAGUUGGGGGAAGAGGGUGGCGAAGAGGGCGGUCUUGAGGGCGAUGAGGCAGCGGCGGCGGCGGCGGCGACAGCGGAGGAGGGCGGCGGCGGCGGCGGCGGCGGUCGAGAAGGGGGGAAGGGCCGCGAGGAUGUGACGCGGCGGAGAAGCCGUACAACUGUCGUACUGGACACCGUUCACAUGUCGCUGACCGUGUUUUGGUUUCGGGGGGCCCUGAUCCUUUCGUACAUGGCCGCCCUCUCGCCACGCACGCGCAGGGCCCUUGAACACCCCGAAGAGCCAACACCCAUGCUGCUGCUACCACCACCACCGCCGCCGCCGCCGUUGCUACAACAGCCGCUACAGCCAGCAUCAUCCGAACAGGCGCCUGCAGUGCAGCCCACCGCCGCCGCCGCAGGCGCAGCCGCGCAACCUCCGGCGUCGGCAGCACAGCUCCCAGCCCCCGUGGCACCUUCAGCCCCUGUGCCCGUCGGCGGCCGGGAUUCGUACGACGAUCCGUACGCUAUCGUACCGCUCCAGUUGGCAGAGGCGUUGUCGGAGGCGCUGGCGUCGGCGCUCCGGCUUCAGCGCGCAAGAGACAGCACGCUUUGGGAUCCGGAUCCAGGGGACCUUUUUUCGGAUGACUACAUGGCGGAUGAAAUCGCUGCGAUUUCGGAGCGGCGGCCGGCGAUGGUGGGUCUGCUGCCGGAGGCUCUGACGUACAGCGUCUUCGUGGAGGAUUGGGAGGACGACAUCUUGUGGGACGGCGCCGCCGCCGACGGCGACGACAAGGCAGCAGCGGCUGCGGCGGAGAAGGGUGUGAGGUCGCUGCAGGCGGCGGCAACGGCGCGGCGUGUCGUAGAGGAAGAAGAGGAGGAGGAGAAGGAGGAGGGGAGGGAAGGGGAAGGGAAAGGGAAACAGCAGGAAGCGGCGGCGGCGGCGGCGGCGGGGAAUGGUACGGAAGAGGUGGCGGAUGCGGUGCAGGGCUCCGAUGCCAUGCAGGUGGAUGGUCCAGGGGGCGCCGCGGACGAGGCCGUGCCGCCGAUUGCUGCACGGCGUUCCGUGCCGCCACGUGCGGUGUCAGCUGCGCGCUUAAAAACAAUGAGUACUGCAUGGCGCCGUCGGCCAGCGUCGACGCCGCCGCCGCGGGCAAUUCCUGUCAACCAACUAACGGCCAGUGCCUUAUGGCGCGGGCGGCCCGUCGUUGCCUCCGCAGCGGAGCUACUUGGAGGGCUCCGCGCGCGGCCUCUGUCCGAACCGCCGCCGCAACGGCUGGGGGAUACGACGGCGGCGACGGCAGCGGAGUCUGAAGACGCCACGGCGAUGCUGGGCGCGGCCGCAGCAGCCGUUGCUUCCGCCGCAGCGGCGAUGGGAGUGGCGGAGCCGCCGCUGACGGCGAUGGCGGCGGCGGCGACAGCCGCCACAGCAACGGCGAGGGCGGCUUCACGUGGCGGCGGUGAGCCGGCGGUACCCCUGGCGCUGCUGGCGGCAGCGGAGCCGGAGCCGCUGCCGCGGGCCGCCGACCCGGAGGCGCCGCCGCCAGACCAGCGGCUCUUCGUCGAUGGGCAGCAUCCGCAGAUGCUCCGUCUAGUGGACAAGCAGGCCGCUGCCGCCGCCACCGGCGGCGGUUUCGCGCGCAGUACGGCGCGGUACUACCACCCCGCGCUGGCGCUCUCCCAGGACGACCCAUGGGUCGCCAACGCUAUCGACGCCGCGCCUGGCGCACCUCCCAUGCCGCUCGUCCACAACCUCAACGACCCAGCUCUUGUCUAUCGUGCGCAAGGAACGGCGGCGGCAGCGGUUUCGGAGCAGCUCUGCCGCGCCGCGGCGGUAGUGGCGCCGCCUGUGGUGCGCCGCAAGGUGACCCGUGGGCCGGUGAUGGAGGCGGCUCACAGUGAAGUGAUUGGUAUGCAGCUGGCGGCGUUCAACGUAUCCCUGGACAGCCACUACACACACCAGGCCAAGGCCCGCGUGGACCGUACCCAGAAGUCCCUGUCCCGCCACGGCACCCCCGCCAUCACCCUGGCCACCCUGCCCGCCCGCCUGACGAGGGAGGACCUGGUGCUGUUCCACAGACCGAGAUCCGUGUGGUCGGUGGCGAUGACGGCGCAGAAGGCCGCGCCCGCGCUGCUGGCGGCCGCUGCCAAACAAACCAAGGAACAGGUCUACAUGUUCAAGAGCGUUACGGGCAUCACCAUGAACCGCAUCAUGGACGCCUCGCACUCCUUCCAGCGCUUGGCUGACGUGUUGGCCGUACGGGACGCCCAGGGACGUAACGCCCUGGACAUUGGGUUUCCGCAACACAAGGAGUCGCCGUACAGCAUCAUGGGCGGUUGGCCGUUGCAAAACCACUUGUACGUGUUGAUGCCGGCACUGCGCCUCAUUACCCGGCCGCACAUGCCGGAUCCCGGGCAGGGCACGAAGCCACCAGCGGCCUUUGGCACCCGAGCCAGCCUCACAGGCCCCGAAAACACCCCCUUCUACACGGUUUUACCUCCGGGCCACACCGCCAUGUGUGUCGACACGCACAUGUUCAAGGCGCCGGCGGCCCCGCACGACCCGCGGACGUCCGACUUCCUCCUCGUACGGACGAGCAACGGUGUACUGCACCUGCGUGAGCUGACUGGCACUCUGACGGUUGGGCAGCAGCACCCGCAUGAGCGGGUUCCGGAGCCGUGGGACACCGAGUGGAUCAAAAACUACAACUCCAAUCGAAUUUUUGUGGUGGUUGCGCGAGCGUUGCAGAGGGCGCGGACUAGACAUCCCAACGCCAAGCCCUCCAUCGCCCUGAAGGACGUGGCUGACCAGCUGCCCCACAUUCCGCGGGACGAGAUCCGCGCGCGCUUAGAAAAGGAGUGCGGAUGUCGUCUGAAGGAGAAGGAGGGCGCGGCGGCGACAGCGGCAAUGAACGGGAUCAACGGCGGCGUGGUGGCGGUGUCGGACAAUCCUGAGUACGAGCUGCCGGAGGGGGUGCCGGUCACGGAGGAGGCUAAGCUCCGAGAGAUGCUCCGUCCGGACGUGGUGUGUGCGUACGAGGCCAUGCGGUCUUCGGAGCUGCGGCUGAAGGGUCUCGGACUGCAGCACCUGCAGGCGCUGACGGCGGUGGCGAGGAUGGAGCCGGAAAGGUGGCAGGCGGCCAUCAGACAGCUGGCGGAGCUGAAUCCCAAGGCGGGUCCAGCUCUUCGUCUGAUCGACUGGGCCGUCAACACCGCCCCAUGGGUCACUACUGGCUCCUACGCGUCCGCCACCCGGGGGGACACCCGGGGGAGCACGUGGCUACGAGUGGAGGGCCCCUUCGACCCGACUGGUCGUGGUUACGGACUUUGCUUUCAGGCGGACUGGCAGCGGGUGACCCGGCCUGACCUCAAGGAUAAGCCGCCGCAGGAGGGCAGCAUCACGGGUACGGAAGCGGAUCUCCGCAAGCUGGGGCACGAGGAGGCGGGGCGCAUGUUGAUGCAGUGGGGGGUGAAGAAGGACGUCGUUGAUGCCAUGACUAACAGGUGGCGGCGCAUCGACCUGGUUCGCAAGCUGGCUACCCAGGCGGCCAUGGAGGGCACUGAGGGCUUCAACGCCCACUUCGUCCGCGUGCAGCGUCUCAACGUCAAUGAGAAGAUCGCCAGCGCCCGGCGGCUAGCGUGCGGCAUCCUGCAGCGGCAGCUGGACGCGCUGAAGCGGGACAAGGACUGGGGGCCUGCAUCGGAAGAUUACGGUUUGUUGCGGCCGCUGGGCCGCCGCUCCACCGCCGCCGCCGCCACCGCCGCGGCCGACGACGAUGAGGAGCGCCGGGCGUACUUGGAGCUCCAGCGGGAGGGCUUUCUGGGGGCGGGAGCGGGGGGUCCUGGGGACAAGGCCGCCGCAACAGGCAAGGGUAAUAAAAAGCCCAUGGAGGCGCGGCCCAAGGAGCGUCGUAUCCGCCGAGUGGUGGUCCUGUUAGCGCCCGACGGCUCCACCGAGCUGGGCCGCAGGGAGUACCUGUACCGGGACAGGGCGGAGAUGCAGAUCAUUAACAGGGGUCUGAACCGCGCAGAGCAAGGCGGCUUCGGGCAGCAGGUGCUGCAGCCCCCCGCAGCCAACUUCAUGCCGGGACCCACCAUCCGCCCGGUGGGGGGGCGUGGAAGGGGGCGAGGCCGGGGCGGCGGUGGUGGUGGAGGGGGAGGAGGCGGUGGCGGUGAAGGAGGCCGAGGGGGGUACAAGCGCCGGCGGGCGGCGCGUGCGCCGGCGGUCACUGGCGGCGGCGGCGGCGGCGGCGGCGGCGGCGGCGCGGAGAGCGCGGAGGAGGACGACCUGACUGACACGGCAGAUGAGGAGGACGACGAAACCCGGGUGAUGAAGAAGUUGGCGGCGGGUAGCAGCCGUCGUGCGGGCGCUCGGCGGCCGGAGCCGUCGACGGCAGCGGUGACGACGGCAUCGGAGGGCGGCGCUGACGGCGCCGCUGCGUCGCCGUCACAGGGCGGCGGCGGCGGCGCCGCCGCCGCGGCAUCCGCGGGUACGGACUCCGUCAAGCCGCCCAAGCCGCAGCGCUUGCGGGCUGUGAAUCCCAACCCCAAGCCCCGCAAGCCGGCUGCACCGCGCCAACCGCAGCAAGCUAAUGUAUGCCCGGAUUGCGGGAAACCGGGCCACGGAGCGUACAGCAGGUUGUGCCCUAACUACCGUGCUGACGUGGACUUGAGCGACCUAUCGGAGAUAACUACCGACGGCGAGGAGGACGACGGCGCGGCGGCCGUCACUGCUGACGGCGGGGGGGACGCUGGCGCCGCUGCCACGCAGCCCGUAGCCGCCGUCGCCGCCGCCGCUGCUGCCGAGGCUGCGGCAAACGGCGGCCAGGUACCCGAUAUCGGCGGCGUCGGUGGUACCGCACUUGCAACAGCGCCGCCGGCCCUUAUCGCACCCGCUUCUGGAGCAGGGCCAGCGGCGGCGGCUGCCGCCGCCGCAGCGGCGGCAGCGGCGGCGGCAGCGGCGGCGGCGGCGGCAGCUCGAGCUGCCGCCGCUGCAUCCACUCCAGUGACCGGGGGCCGUAGCCGGCGGCGACCUGCUCGUCGUAAUGAUGACGUUGAUGUCGUAAUUGACGAAGACGAGCUCGCUAGCGAUGACGAGGAUUACAACGCGUUGGCGGAGGCGGCCGAAGAGAGCGACGACGAAUUUCUUUUCCGGUCGCGCGCUGGCGGUGGCGGCGGUGGUGGCGGCGGCGGCGGCGGUGGUGGCGGCAGCGCCCGCCGCGGCCGUCGUGCGCCAUCCGCGCGGACCGGCGGUGGCGGCGGCGGCGGCGGCGGAGCCGGCACCGCUUCCGCCGGCAGGAUCCGCGCGCGUCAGUCAUUGGGUCGCACACGGACGCGCACUCGCUUCAAGGAGGAGUACGACAUGUUGGAAGACGAAGAGGACGAGGAAGAGCCCGAUCUCGAGAAGUCCGACGUGGAGGACCUGAAAUCCGAUCUGGAGGAGGAGGAAGAGGAGGACUGGGUGGCGUCGGAAGAGGAUGAUGACGACGGCGGCGGCGGCGGCGGCGGCGGGGGAGGGGGGAGUUACCGUGGACCCAAAGCCACGACCAGCCGGGCACGAAGCAAAGCUGCCGCCGUCGCGGCGGCGGCGGCCAUCGGCGGCACUGCCUCAACGGGCACCGCUGGGACGCGACGCACGGCGGCGUCCGGGCGCCGCGGCGGCGGCGGCGGCAUGUUUAGCGAAGAUGCCGGCGGCGAUGUGGAGAUGCGUGACGGAGGGACGCCGCCGUCGGGGGCUGCAACCUUCGGUACGGCGGCCGCCAGCAGCGGCUUGCGACCCCGCGCCGCGAAACGCAAGCUCGUUGACUUUGGGCUGGACAGCGAUGAGGAGGCGGAGGAUGACAGUCGCAUUGGCGGCGGUGGCAGUACGGCCGCUGCGACGGCGCUGCAGCAGGACGUCGGCGCCGGAACGGCGGCCGCGGCAUCGGCGGCGGGAAUGGAUGCGGCUGCCGGCGGCAUCGGCGGGAAGCAGUUGUCUUUGGGCCAGGUUGAGGCGAACAUGCGAAAAAUCUACACGGCGGCGCUGACGGCGGCUCGGAAGGUGGAGUGGGCGCUCAACAUCUUUGAGAAAUAUCCGGAUAUCGGCAUCGUUAAGGAUUACCACAACUUCGUGCCGCCGCAGAACGUCAUGUACAUGCAGCGAAUAGAGGAAAAAAUCGGCGGUAAGCGGCCUGGGUUUCCCGGCAAGGGCGGAGAGCUUCAGUACCCUAGCCCGGAGGCCUUCCGCGCGGACUUUAAGCGCAUCUACGACAACUGCAUGUUGUACAACGAACCCGGCGUAUCUCCGUACAACUUCCCCGAUGCGCGCAAGACCGCAACCAAGCUCCUGGCUGCCGUUGACUUGGCGCUGCAACAGCGUAGCGGCUCAUUGGCGGCAUCGCUUGUUGCGGCCAAUUCCAUGGAGCACUGGCUGGCCUGCGUUCGUUGCCGCCGGUGGCGCCGGUUCAACUACCCGGACUUCGUGUCGAUGCGGAUGCACAAGGACUUCAGCUGCGGCAUGAUUGCGGGUCGCAACUGCUCCGAGGUGUGCGACUACUGCCAGUCGCUGCAGUGCAUGUGCGGGGAUGCCUAG
Molecule: messenger RNA, 7581 nt
Organism: Volvox carteri f. nagariensis
Lineage: Eukaryota; Viridiplantae; Chlorophyta; Chlorophyceae; Chlamydomonadales; Volvocaceae
Exons: 28
Coding region: 1-7581 (2526 amino acids)
Biological process (GO): transcription by RNA polymerase II; RNA polymerase II preinitiation complex assembly
Cellular component (GO): transcription factor TFIID complex
Molecular function (GO): histone acetyltransferase activity; RNA polymerase II general transcription initiation factor activity; RNA polymerase II general transcription initiation factor binding
Source: RefSeq, a predicted model, not a curated record